Aspergillus calidoustus is the source of this 2006-nucleotide messenger RNA. NCBI's taxonomy places the organism in Eukaryota, Fungi, Ascomycota, Eurotiomycetes, Eurotiales, Aspergillaceae. The record is from the annotation of a GenBank genome assembly.
AUGAGCGAGCAAAAGUCCCGCCCCGCAAAACGCGUCUCAAACGCCUGUAUCCCGUGUCGCUCACGGCACAUGCGAUGUGACUCGGCGACCCCUGUUUGUUCGCGGUGCCAGGCAGAGGGUUCGCGGUGUGUAUACAUCAAGUCGAGGCGUGGUGGUGUACGUCGAAGCCCAGGGCAGACUGUACCUGUACCUGGAGCUGUACCUGGACCCUCCCAUCCACAAUCUCAGCAUCAGCCACACCCACACCCGCAGGCCCUGCCCCAGCAAAACCCACAGCAACAACUACACCACAGCCUCCAGCUGCGUCUCCCAACCGGAACGACAACACCGACCUCGCUUUCCUCACACAGCUCCCUAAACCGCGAGACGCAGACGCAAGCGCCAACAUACCCAAAUAUCCAACCGCACCCCCACUCGCUCUACGAAGAAAGCACCGCCGACGCAACAGACAACGAGCUGCUCAGUCUAUACUUUACAUACUUCCACGGCGCACACCCCUGCGUCCUCCCGCAAUGGUCCCUCCGUCUUCGCGCAGCGCUCCAACCGGAAUCCCUGGAGUUGCUCAUGCCCGUCCUGCAAUACAUCGGCUCCCUCUACACACCCAGUAUCGACUCCGCCCCCCUCGAGACCAAGAUCCUCGACACACUUUCUUCCCUCCGCUGCUCCGGUAACAGCUUCUCCCCCUUUGACAUCCAAGCCCUCCUUUUAUAUGCGGUAGUAGUAUACUGGAACGAUGAGAUAUCGCGGUCUCUCGAUCUGCUCGAUGAAGUCAUCGCGAAUGCCGUGAAGAUCGGUAUGAACCGUGCCGGGUUCGACAGCAGCCAUGGCGAAGGCGAUCCGAUUCUCGAGGAGAGUUGGAGGCGCACGUGGUGGGUGCUUUAUCUUACUGCGACCCAUGUUGCGGGGAGCACACAUAGUUUUCCGAGUAAGGUAGAUGGGAUCUUUGUUAGUGUGCGACUGCCGUGUGAGGAGGAGGUUUACGAGGCGGGGAACAUCCCAAACCCACCAUCAAUACCAGAAUACGAAAACCGCGAAUUCCACCCCAACAGCACAUCCUUCUCCUCCUUUGCCGAAUUAAUUGGGAUAGCGCGCAGUCUCGACUUUGUGCUCUCCGAGCGCUGGCAGACGGGCACCGAGGCUGCGAAUCGCGUCUGCGCGAAUGCGGACACGACCAUCCUCGCGUGGCUUCUUCUCCUCCCGCCGCAGAAGCACAGUCUUGUUCGAGGGGAUGGGUCUGUGGACCAGUUGUUGUUCAGGGCGCACAUGUUGGUUUACACAUACAUCGUCGACCUGAACCGCGAACUCUCCUCGCUCCUGCACACAUCCAUCGAAUCCAUCUCGCGCCGAACCCCGCGCGCGCCGCCAUUAUCCCGUGACCUGUCCUGGUCCUCCUCAACAACCCCAGGCCCGUCCUCCUCAUCCACCGCAAACCCCUGGUCCUCGCACUCGUCCCAACCAGGCCCAACAGCAAUCCACCUCCACACGACAAAAGUGCUAACCGCAAUCGAGAAGAUGAACGCCCUCCUCACCCUGACCCUCCCGACAACGCAGUUGGCGACGCAUAGCCCGUUUAUCAUCUGUAUGAUUGCGAACACGGCGAUUGCGCAUUUGAGCGCGUACAAGUGGGUGUAUGCGGGGCCGAGACUGAGUAUUGAGAGGGAACGUAUUAGACUUGUUGUUGCGGUGCUCAAGAGGAUUAGUGACAUUUGGCCGCUGGGACGGCGGACGUAUCGCGAGGUUGUUGUGGUUGCGAGGGAUAUUCUUGGGGGUGCGGCUGAAGGGUCGAAUGGGGACGGGAAUAAUGGGAACGACAGUGGGAAUGGGUUGGGCGGGUUUGAGGGGUUGGGGAUUGAUGUUGAGGUUGAUGUGGGCGAGUUUAUGCAUGAGGGCUUUGACGUUGGCGCUGCAGAAAAGGCGGUUGGGGAGGGAGAUAGUGGUGAGGGGAGUAAGAGUCGGUGACUUGUUUGUGUAUUGUUAGCAUCUCCGCUCUAGAGAAAAGUAUAUUA